Molecule: messenger RNA, 717 nt
Organism: Epinephelus moara (kelp grouper)
Lineage: Eukaryota; Metazoa; Chordata; Actinopteri; Perciformes; Serranidae
Product: ornithine decarboxylase-like
Exons: 6
Coding region: 1-717 (238 amino acids)
Cellular component (GO): cytoplasm
Molecular function (GO): ornithine decarboxylase activity
Source: RefSeq, a predicted model, not a curated record
AUGGAGGAGAAUACAGGACAGACCAUCAAUGAUUUCAUAGAAGAUAAAAUAAAAGAGCUUGGUUCAGUGAAUUUGUUGGGCUUCCAGAUGACUCUGUUGGAUAUUGGCGGAGGGUUCUCUGGGAGAGAUGACUUUCAAGUGAAAUUUGAGGAGUGUUCUGAAGUCAUUAAUGGAGCAUUGGAUGAAUUCUUCCCACCUGACAGUGGGGUGCAGAUUAUUGCAGAACCAGGCCGAUACUAUGUGGAAACCGCCUUCACACUGGCAGCCAAUGUCAUUGCCAAAAGAGUAAUCUUAGAUGAUACGGAUGAACGUAGCGACGCUGAGGAAAACAGCCCUGACCGAAUGAUGAUGUACUACAUUAAUGAUGGGGUGUACGGCUCCCUGAAUUGCCUUAUCAAUGAUGCUGCUCACACCAAAGUGGAACCAUACAUUCAAAGGGCUGUUGAGAGCAGUGAGCAGAGAUACUGCUCUGUUAUCUGGGGUCCAACCUGCGACAGCAUUGACAAAGUAACCGACAGCUGCUGGAUUCCUGAGCUGCAUGUGGGCGACUGGCUUCUCAUCGACAACAUGGGCGCUUACUCUGUUGCUUUAUCCAGUGACUUCAAUGGCUUUGAAAAAGCACACAUUUAUCCUGUAAUGACAGCUGAGACAUGGCACGCCUUACAUAGGCCAGACAAAAGUUAUGCACUAAAAUCUGUAUACAAGUCAUGUAUUUAG